AUGGCCAGGGAGCAGAGAACCCACAUUUUCAGGUUGACCGGCAUUGCCACAGACAACAACACCGGGAAUCCGGACGAAAAGCUGAAGGGCUACUUCGACCUCAAGCUGGCAAAGAUAGACAAAGGCACUGAGACCCCAUCGGAGGUCCAGGUUCGCCAGUGGGCGCGACUUCGUGCCCUCAGGAAGCAGCUCACGGCUUUCGCGGAACCUUGUGGCCCCGGCAUCUUCGCGGUCGCACCUCUCCCGGAGAUGCGCGGCCUGGUCACGAAGUCCUCGAUGCGGCACACGGACGGCCCCGUGGCCUGGGCAGUCAAGACCCAGCUCGUCUCCGCAUGCCCAUCGCUCACCGAGGCCGUCAGACGCCUGUCCGAAGGUACAGGCCUGGCAUUACUGAGAUGCGUCGGCAUCUUACCGAAGGAAGGCGACAGCAACAAGGGCAGCGACGAAGCUUCCCAGCCAGCAGGCAACUGGGCUGCUUCUAUCCACAACAAUAUGUGCAGCAUCGCCAAGGACUACAACAUUGUCCUACCACCCCGAAGCACUUCUACCAUUGACCAGGCAGAGACCAAUGCUUGGCUCCCGUACGAGAUUGCAUUGCCGGACGAGCCAGUCACAGUUGCCCGCAAGACCAAGGCCAAUCCCAUGCCCAUGCCCGGCUGCAGCCAUUGGGUUAUCUGGGCCGUCUCCAUCGAGAUGGAUAAUGGCACCAGCAUUGUCGACAAGCCUCCCGCGACACGAAACUACAAGCUCACGGCGGUGUACUCGGACUCUGCCUGGGCGAAGCCCCAGACCCCUAAGCUCAAGUCGAGCGCACCGCACUUCGCAGAGGCGCUCAGCCGGCUGUUGUCCUUGGUCCCCGUCUCGACCGCCAAGGUCACCUUCGAGGUCGACGUGCGCUGCGCCGAUUGGUCAGGCCACGUGGACGCCGAAGACUGCGGCACCCAUGCCAUUGUCAACGCGACCUCCAUGAUGAAUGGAGAGACCCAGGCCAGAGACGUUCCCAACGGCGUCGACUGCCUGCGGCUUCGUCACGUCUUCGCAACCGUGAUCUCCGAGUCUGUCCGCCUUGCGGCAUACAAGGAGCUGAUCAAGGAGAGCGAUGUGGUGGGUGAGGAGUCACGAACUACAUCUUCGGGUUCCCCCGCGACGCCACGUUCUCCUUCACCGAGCCUUGCGAUCUCGAGGCGUUUAUGGACUGUCUUCACCAUGCUUUUGGGGUGCCUGCCCCCCGCCAUCAACGUGGUGAUCCGGCUCGGAAACUCUUUCCGGGGACGAGAAAUCGCUUUCGACCAGCCGUCCAGCGACACACCCCAUCACCAACAGCACCACGCUCGCGACGUUGCCCUGCGCUGGCUCGUGGCGCUCGGCCACCGCCACACGGAGGUUUCGACCCUCUUCAUCAAGUUCGAGUCCUCCAUGUGGGCCUCUCAGCAAUGGAUUGGCAUGGACGGCGGCUGGACUCAGACCACGGCAGCCCGCGUGCUCGUUCAUCUUGAGCAGGUUGCACACCUGCCCACGAGCCACAGGCCGCGGCCCAUCGAGCGGCAAAUCAGAUUCCAGGCUCAGGAGGAGGCUCCGGACGCUCAGACGGUCAGGGGUCCGGAGGGUCAGAGGUUCAGAGGUUCAGAGGGUCCCGCGCAGGUCCGGUUAAACGACCACUGGAUCAUCCCAGUGAAGCUCGACCUCGAUCGUGCGCCCGCAACGCUUUGCAGCAAGAAGGCCAGGGUCAAGACCAUGCUCGGCUACAGCUAUUGGGCUGCCUGGGCUGUCGUUAUUGAGAUGUUACACAAGGGCACCCCCAUCAACGGUUCAGACGAUGAGGCGCGAACGUUGCCGCCCCCUCAACAGCACAAUGCCACCCAAGAGGAGCCCCUGGCCUCGUCGGACGAUAAGGCAGGAGACUCGUCGCGACCCAGGCAGCAUCGGAGACCUGGACAGCCCCAAGCUCACCAGAAACGACCUCGCCACCAUGCGGUCGAAGGCAAUGACUGGAUCGAUGCCCAACGGAGCUCUCCACUACGAUGCGAGUCGUUCAUUGCCUGGACCCUCAAGCAGUUCGGCGAAUUCCACGGACAAGAAAUCGAAUUUGUCGAAGACGAAUGGCGCCUAGGAGGGGAGGAGAUUCAGAGGUUCAGAGGUUCAAAGGUUCAAAGGUUCAGAGGUUCAGAGGUGCAGAGGUUCAGAGAGUCAGAGACGGACAGGUGUGCCUUCUCGUCAAGAAAGCUGGUGUUGUAG
Microdochium trichocladiopsis is the source of this 2235-nucleotide messenger RNA. RefSeq lists its product as uncharacterized. The coding region runs from base 1 to 2235 and encodes 744 amino acids. The transcript has 6 exons. The record is from RefSeq and is a predicted model, not a curated record. Lineage: Eukaryota; Fungi; Ascomycota; Sordariomycetes; Xylariales; Microdochiaceae.